CAGACACAAGACUAUUGGAAUAGUUAGAGAGAUGUUUCCGGAGAUACGGUCAUCACCAAAAACCAACAAAAAGUUGAACCGGGCUAUCAGAAGGGUGAAAGUCAACAGACAAUACUAUGGUAACCUCAAACAAAGAGCUGUGACACAGGGACAAACAGUGCGUCAGAUGCUCAAUAAGACAAAAAGAGGUGAAUCAACUUGCCCCCUCGAUGACCAAACAAGCACAGACCUGAUGACAAUUGAUCAUGACCGAGAACCAGAAUUCAACCAGCAAGAUGAUUCUGCUACCACCAACAACACAGACCUUGAAGCCAAUACACCUGUUGAAGCAAACAAAACUGCUGGAGCCAACUUUACAGUUAUAGCAGAAAUUCAUCAAGAGUCCCAUGAUACUGAUAAUACUAUAUAUGAAGCAACACCCAUUCAAGACUUAGAUGCAGAGCCAACUGAUGAAAUAUCAACUGUUCCAACUGAUGAAAUAUCAACUGUUCCAUCUGAUGAUAUUUCAUCUGAUGAAGAAAUGGAAAAAAAACUGAUACAUUAUUGUCAACAUUUUUAAAUGUCGAUUUCAUUUAUCAUGUAAAUGUAUGUUGUUUUUUUUAAUUACAUUUCUGUUAUCUCAUGUUAUUUAUUAUAAUUACAUUUCUGUUAUCACAUGUUAUUUAUUAUAAUUUAGUGGGUCAAUAUAAAUUAAAUAUUGAAUACCUAUCCAACUGCCUCUGUUAACUAUAAGUAACUUUUUUAAGCAAGAUUGUUCUAUGAUUUUUUGAAUUGAAAAUAUAUCAUAAUUCAAAUUGUUCAAUUUUGAAGUUUUAAAUUACAUUUUAGAAAAAGAUUUGUUUGUGCAUGUUGUGUAACCCAGCAGUUUUUUUUUUUUUUGGCAUGGCAUCGUAUUUUGAGAAACCAUACUUUGUUCAUAAGGAUUUUUUAAUGAAAUGUCUUAUCGUGCCAUCACUGGAAACAAAUUUGGAUGAGUUAUCUUAAUAUUAGCUCAUAAAAAAAAUUGCACAAAGAAAAGAAUAUUACUUUAAAACCUAAAAGACUGAUAUCAGAUAAAAUUGUAUGAACAUUAAAGAUAAAUUGUAGGGCUAGUCUAAUGAUUAUGGCACUUAAAAUUGUGGCAUUAUAUUUCUCAUGUUUCUUUUUUAAUAUGUUAACAAGUUUUGAACUUCAUAAAUGUCUAAAAUAGAGUGCCCAAAACUUUCAUGUAUUGAUUUUUUGUAAAUUUUACAAAACUUGAUAUGUAUGAUUAAAUGAGAGAGGAAGGAUAAAUUAGGAUAUACAUUUUUAUAUUGAUAUAUAUAUAUAUAUAUAUAUACAUACAUGACAUAUGAUCAUCAAUAUAUAUUCCACAUUGUAUUUAUUAAAAGAAUUGCCAAAGGCAA
Molecule: messenger RNA, 1385 nt
Organism: Mytilus californianus (California mussel)
Lineage: Eukaryota; Metazoa; Mollusca; Bivalvia; Mytilida; Mytilidae
Exons: 3
Coding region: 32-559 (175 amino acids)
Source: RefSeq, a predicted model, not a curated record